ACUCCCCGCACGGGUUUGUACUGUUGUCAUGACAACCAGGCGUUUAACGUUACCACAGGGUCGAAACUCAAAUCUGAGUUUCACAGUCUAAAGUUCUCUCCUCUAUAAUUAAAUACUUUCCCUGUAAAGUUAACUCUAAACUAACUGCUGUUGUACACAAAUGGAUUCAGGUGAGUUAUUUGCAGAUAACGGUUAAAAUGCUUUCGACGACCUGCAAAGGUGUAGCCGCUGCCCCGCCGCCGGGGAAAGGAGAAGGAGGAGGAGGCGUGGAGCCAGGACCAGGGAGACAGAGCACCGGCCACAGAGGAGCUCGAAGCGGUGAAGAGAGACGACAGGGGCGCGGUGUUCAGGAGUGGCCCGACGGAUCCAGAUACGAGGGAGAAUUUGUGAACGGAUUCAAACACGGCAAAGGAAGGUACACCUGGAGAAACGGAGAGUACUAUGAGGGCUCUUUCUACAAAGACUACAGGCAUGGCGAUGGACUGUACUGCUGGCCCACAGGCCACAAGUUCAUUGGCAAGUUCUACCUCAACAGAAAGGAGGGAUAUGGACAGCAACAGUUCCCUGAUGGAGCCAUCUUUCAGGGUUUGUACCGUGCUAACCAGAGGUUUGGUCCAGGUGUGGUUAGUUAUCCAGAUGGGCAUCAGGAUGUGGGUGUGUGGCUCGGGGAGCGCCUGCUGAGGCUCUGCAUUACUGUAGAUGAGGGCUUUAGCCUGCAGAACUUUCCUGAAUAUGCUUCUUUCAUGGAGCCAGCUACAGAUCCCCAGCCUCCAAUUCUUUUUAGCAGUCUACAGACAGAAGCCAGGACACACUCUGAGGUGCAUAUAGACAGAGAUCUGUUGUCAGAUGAGAAUUUUAUCCAUCCCCCCGGCAUGGAGAGUUACUCAACAGAUGGCGACCACUUGCCGCUGCCCCCCGGCCGAAGAAGAGAGUUGGAUCAACGCUUUUAUGGCGAGCUGUGGGAGCCAGACGUCUGUCCACACCAAGGCUAUGAGCGAGACCCACUCUCCACCCUGCCCUUACAGGCCCGCAUGGAGGCUCAUAUACAUAAACACAGACUACAGGCUGAAAACGUGGGCUGGGAUGUGGCUGCUGUUCUGUCUCUGAACAGGGAAAGCUUUGGUCCUAAAGGACCUUUGGAAGUCAGUUCAGAGCGGCUGAUCCAGCACGCCUCCCAUGGGGAACUGCAGGCUGUUUCUCAGAUCCUUCAGUCUGGUUUGGUCCACCCUGACGUAGCAGAUUCAAAGGGACACACUGCUCUGAUUGCUGCCACAGUGAACUGCCAUAAUGAUGUGAUCCAGCUGUUGUUGGAUAUGGGUGCUGAUAUGGAUAAGCUGAACUGUGAAGGCAUGUCUGCCCUGGCUGUGUGUCAUGUCCUCUACUACCCGUUUCAGUCUUUGCACACCACUUUUGCUGAACCACCUGCCAAAACUCAAGAACAUGUUUUGAGGUCUCCAUCUGCAUGUGGAAGCAGUCCUCAGAUCAGUCAAGUGGUCUUCACUACAGACACACCUGGAGAUCAUGACAGACCUCAGACCACUAACACAACCCCGAGCAACCAGACCAACCAGAGCCACCUCUCUGACCAGACAGUAGAAGAACUAACAGAGCACAUCUCACAUCACAGCAGUAAAGUGUCCAGUGACAGUGAGUUCGUCACUGAGCGCCAACUCGGCCUAAAUGAACCUGAGACCCCUGCAGACACUGAACACCUGCUGGUUGGAGAGAGAGAAGAGGACAGCAGAGAGACAGAGAGAGAAGGAGCAGAGAGCAGCCAUAGGGAGGAUGAGACAGAGAGCAAAGGAGAAAGAAAGACUGUGGAAGAAUAUGAUGAAACGUGGGAAAGUGAGAGUGAAAUAAAAAGCCAAGAAAGAGUCGUUGAGUCAAGAAUGGAGGGUGUGGAGUUGACAGAGGAGGUGGAGGAAGGUGUAGAAGAGAGAGAGAGGCAUAUUCAUGAGGAGGAUAAAGAGAAGAGAAGAAUCGUGGAGCACUCCAUCCAGGUGAUGGAUGGUCACAUUGCACUGGGCAGCGUGAAGUGGAAGGAACGUCGAGUUCAGCAGGGCACAAACAAAGAUCUGACCCAAAAGCAGGGCUUUGACUCUGCCUGCUCUGUCAGCAGCUAUAACAUCCAGGUCACAGAGGAGGCGAUGCAGCACUCAGCAGAAGCUCUGAGUCGCACAGGGAUUCCCCCGCGCUCAGACACACAGGAGACUGUACGCAAAAUGGCUGCCAUGAAAAUUGAACACCGUGUUCGUUUGAGCACCAUGAAGCUGUUAUUGGAACGGGGAGCUGACCCCAACGUAUCCAAGGUCCCCAUGUCUGUCCUCUUUUUAGCGAUCAUGGCAGCUGACACUGAGGCCGUCAGGAGACUGCUGCUGUGUGGAGCUUGUACUGACAUUCCCCUUCCACCUGAGAGGAAAGGCCUUUAUCCCCUGCAUGUAGCUGCAGCACUGCCAGGUUCAGCAGGUCCCAGAAUCACAGAGCUGCUGCUGCACGCCAUCACCGACCCAGAUGCACAGGCAUGCGACGAGGACGAGAUCUACGAACUGGACAGGGUUUUCAUGAAGUCUCAGGAAACACAGAGCGCUGAUGAGGGGCCACAUCUCAAAGAAGGAGGAAGAACAGCUCUGCAUGUGGCCUGCCAGAGAAACAGUGACUACCGGAAUGCCAGUAAGGUGGUCGCCCUUUUGCUCUCCCACAGAGCCAGCACAGACCUCCUCUGGAGUGGACACUCACCUCUCUCCCUGGCUAUAGCAAGUGGCAAUGACCUGGCAGUGGAGGAGCUGCUGAAAGGAGGGGCAGAUCCCAACAUCCCCCUGGGCCGUGGGGUGGGCAGCGCCCUCUGUGCUCUCGCCAACAUCAACUACAGCUACUGCAUAGGUGUCAACAAAGCUAAGCUGCUGGACAUGUUAGCUAAGGCUGGUGCCGACAUCUUGAUGCCAGUUACGGUGGGUGAUGUUGUUGGAACUGCAGUCGAUUACGCGCACUACUCCUUUAACCAGGACUCGCGUAUUGCCAACACUCCCUUCCACGCUCUGAACAUGCGAGAGAGGGAAAUAUUCAAAGCACGGCGCCAGCUGCUGAGCAGGAUGAGAGAUCUGCUGAGGCGGACUGCUGGCCAGAGAGAGGCAGAGAAUUUAGAGAGAGAACAACAGCUUACAUUAAACAGUACCUCAAACGAGUCCCACAGAACAGAAAAACACAGGAAACCACUGUUUAACUUCUGCUAUCACUGCGGCCGCUCUGUGUCUGUGAAGCUGACUCCUUGUAGCCGCUGCCACAAGGUCUCCUACUGCUCCAGGGCCUGUAAACUGAAAGCAUGGGACGAAAGACACAAGGAAGAGUGUGUCCGGGUGUCAGCAUCUGCUGAUGGCAUCCAGAAGAGUGUUGUGUUUAAAUCCCAAAGAGGCCCCAGGCCCUUGACUGUCAUGUUGAAAUCCAAAACCGUCCCCAGGCCCUUGAGUGUCAAGUUGAAAUCCCAAAGGGUCCCCAAGCCCCUGAGAAUGGCAGAGAAGGUCUUGGAGAGCCAAGUCAACCUGAAGGAAAACUACAGCUGCAACUGAUGGAUACUAAAAUUUAACUUUAUCUAACUAAUAUUGCACCUUUGUUACAUCAUUUCUUUUUCUGAUUCUGAGUCCUAACUUUAUAUGUCUGGCUGAAUGGUGAAGUCAGUAUUUUGUGCCAUAAUCAUUUCUCGUUGACAUUUUAUAUGUGUGGGUUUGCACUCUGUAUUUGUGUUGUAAUAAUGUCUGCCUCUAUGGUUGCAUAUAAUUUACAUAUUUUCAAAAUUAACCAAGUCAGAUUACCAGUACCAGAUUUUGGCUUUUACAUCUUUAUUUUUAACGCUAUAACUGUUGUUGAUCUUUUUUUCAUAUUAUUCUCUGGUUGAUUUUUUUAAGUUAGGUUAAGUAUAAAGAAACAUAUUAACAUAAAUUAAAAUUUUCCAGAGCUUUCAGUUAUAUCUUGUGGUCUUCAUCAGCAAACUAAUUCUUGCCCUUGGGAACAGUACUUUGACUUAUCUCAUCUACCUCUUUUCCCAAUGCUUUUAAUCACACCCCAAGUUUUUUGUCAGUAACUGGAGCUGUCUUAGUUUUCACUGUCGGUUUCUUAUUUAAAUCACAUGAUGAGAAGUAAACCUAACUCCCAGAGAGUCGCUGAUGAAGACCUUGAAAUAUGGUUGAAAGCUUCAGAAAAAAGCUGAGGUUAAAGGUGUUUCUUUAAUCAUUAAUGUGAUUAUUUUUGAGUGGGAAGUGGUACUAGGCUAGUUAUUGUUAAUGUGAUGAAAUAUGCCGCAAAUUGCUAAGUGCUUUGUAGCUUAUUUGCCCUGAUAGCAUAAGGGCUAGUCAGCAAGUCUGUCCAACACUUUAGUGCAGAGACAGAUGUACUUAAAUAACCACUGACCAGAUUACACUGACAUUUGUUGUGUUUCUGGUACCAAGAGGGUUUUUUUUUACCCACAUAGACUGAAUCAUUUCCAUUUCCUCAUGUGCCAAAGACUGUUAGCUCUGCAUGCAGGAUUUCUCUAAGAGGCAGAAUGGUGUGAUAUUUUCUGAGCACAGAGAACACUGAUAAUUUCACAGUAAUACGUGAACUGUAACAGCCUUUCCUACAGCACCACCCUCAAGACAAAUAUUACAUUCAUAAAAAGGUUCCAAGAAAAAACUAUGUCUGUGGGAUUGCAGUUAGCUUUAAUCUUCUUGUCACAUGUUCUACGGGUUGUAGCAUGUACCUACUAAAUUAGGUGCCAAGCAUUGAGCUCAUACAUGUAUGACAUUAUCAGAUUGUUUAUACUGAGACAAGAAUGUACAAGCAGAAUUUUACUGUUACAGCUAGUCAGUGUUUAACUACAUAAUAUGCUCCUGCCCCUUCCAGAGGGACACAAUAUAAAUCUGAGGGUUUCUGAGGUGAUUAAUGGGGUCGGAAAGAAGAAAAAACAAUUCUGCUUUUCCUCUAA
Molecule: messenger RNA, 4954 nt
Organism: Lates calcarifer (barramundi perch)
Lineage: Eukaryota; Metazoa; Chordata; Actinopteri; Centropomidae
Gene: ankmy1
Product: ankyrin repeat and MYND domain containing 1
Exons: 20
Coding region: 198-3563 (1121 amino acids)
Molecular function (GO): protein binding
Source: RefSeq, a predicted model, not a curated record